This is a messenger RNA of Calliphora vicina (urban bluebottle blowfly), 1179 nucleotides long. Its product is annotated as stress-activated protein kinase JNK-like. Gene Ontology annotation, molecular function: JUN kinase activity; ATP binding. Gene Ontology annotation, biological process: protein phosphorylation; JNK cascade. Gene Ontology annotation, cellular component: nucleus; cytoplasm. The record is from RefSeq and is a predicted model, not a curated record. NCBI's taxonomy places the organism in Eukaryota, Metazoa, Arthropoda, Insecta, Diptera, Calliphoridae. Bases 64 to 1179 code for a protein of 371 amino acids. The transcript has a single exon.
GUGUAAAGAACAAAAAUUUCCAAUUAAUUUUAAAUAAAAAAAAAUUAUAUACAACCUCACAGAAUGGCUGAUAAAUAUGAAUUCUAUACAGUUAAAGUUAUCGAUGCCGAAUUUACAGUACCCGUUUAUUACCAGGAUUUAAAGCCCAUCGGCACGGGAGCACAAGGUGUAGUCUGCUCAGCCUAUGAUACUUUAAAAAAACAAAAUGUAGCCAUUAAAAAACUCUCAAGGCCAUUUCAAAAUGUCAUACAAGCCAAGAGAGCCUAUCGUGAAUUGAAACUGCUAAAGAUGGUCAAUCAUAAAAAUAUCAUACGUCUACUGGAUGCUUUCACCACAGACAAGACACUCGAAGAGUUUCAAGAUGUUUAUCUGGUGACAGAACUAAUGGAAGCCAAUUUCAAUAGCAUUCUGCAUAUGGGUUUGGAUCAUGACAGACUAUCAUUUUUGAUCUAUCAAAUUUUGUGCGGCAUAAAGCACUUGCACUCAGCCGGCAUAAUACAUCGCGAUUUGAAACCCUCCAAUAUUGUGGUGAAAUCGGAUUGUACUUUGAAAAUAUUGGAUUUUGGUUUGGCUCGCAUGAAUGCCGACGCAUCCCACAUGAUGACCGCUUAUGUGGUGACCCGUUACUAUCGUGCCCCAGAGGUUAUAUUGGGCAUGCGUUACAAGGAAAAUGUGGAUAUUUGGUCUAUAGGCUGUAUAUUUGGUGAGCUCUUGCGCGGUAGCAUUUUAUUUCGUGGCACUGAUCACAUCGAUCAGUGGAAUAAAAUAGUUCAACAACUGGGUUCACCACCAAAAUCCUUUCACGAUAAGUUGUCUCCAAAUGUUUGCAAUUAUUUGAAGACGUUACCGCACCACGAAGGUUAUACGUUUGAGCGUCUUUUUCCUGAUGCCUUGUUCGAAAGGCAUAACGAGGAGAGUGAAGAGAAUAAUUGCAAAACUGAUCAGGCUCGAGAUUUACUGAGUAGAAUGUUAAAAAUCGAUCCGGAUGAACGUAUCUCGGUGGAUGAGGCUCUUCAACACUCGUACAUUAGCGUCUGGUAUGAUAAAGAUGAAGUGAAUGCUCCACCGCCAAAGGCAAUUGAACAUGCAUUUGAUGAUGAAGAGCAUACGAUAGAGGAAUGGAAGAAACUAGUGUUUGAUGAGGUAGUGGAGGGUGUGGGACAAAAUGACGCACAGUAA